GCAGAGCAGUGUGGGGCCAGCACCCUUGGUGCUAUCACUACAAACACAGGAACUGGGCCCCCCCCCGCCUCCCCCAGCGCAGGAAACCACAGGGGCGGAAGCGCCGCUCAGCUUCUGGGACUUGGUGCCGAGCCACCCGCGCCCUGGGGGGCCGAGGGGAGCAGGCGGCAGGUGCAGGGGGGGGCCCAGGGAUGCGCUGAGCGACCAUGGAUGAGGAGGGGCCGGCGGAGCAGGAGUCAUGGUCCCCGGUGCAUCGGGAGCGGUCCCAGACCUCGGGGUCCCUGUCCGAGGGCUCGGGGAAGAAGCGGAAGCAGCAGGGGGUACCUGGCAUGGGGCAGCGGGGGCCUGAGCCCCAGACCUCCGAUGACAAGGAACCCUGCACCAAACGGGUGAGACCUGUCGCCAAGACCCUGUCGGGCUCGGGGCCCCCGUCAGCCAAGGUGACACCCCUGAAACGCCUGAGCCAGUCGAUCCAAAGGUCCAUCAGCUUCAAGGCGGAGCCCCGCCCCCCAGGCUACGUCCCGCCCCCCCGGGCCGGGGGCUGCCGGCGCCGCAGCAGCAAACUCUGGAGCGAGACUUUCGACCGGGUCAGUGAGGAGCUCUCGGCCCAUGAGGUGAAACGACAGGAGGUGAUCUUCGAGCUGAUGCAGGGGGAGCAGCAACUGGUGGACGAUUUGAACCUGGUGAAAAAGAACUACUACGAGCCAAUGCUGACACUGGCCAUCCUGCCCGAGGCCGAGCUGCGCGAGAUCUUCGGGACCCUGGAUUCCCUGGCCCCGCUGCACGAAGAUUUGCUGGGGCGGCUGAUGGGUCUGAGGCAGGAGGACGGGACGGUGCCUGAGCUGGGACCCACCCUGCUGGACUGGCUGCCCAGGUUGCAGGCCUACGAACCCUACUGCUGCCACCAGGUGUGGGCCAAGGCGCGGCUGGACAGCCGGAAGCGGGAGCCGGCCGUGGGGGAAUUCCUGCGCCUCUGCCAGGAGUCGGCCUUCAGCCGCAAGCUGGAACUGUGGAGUUUCCUGGACCUUCCCCGCAGCCGCCUGGUCAAGUACCCGCUGCUGCUGCGGGAGGUGCUGCGCCAGACGCCCCCCGAGCACCCCGACCACGGGGCCCUGCAGCGGGCGGUGGCGCUGGCCCAGGACCUGGUGGGGCUGAUCAACAGGAAGACGGGGGAGGCCGAGUGCCGCUACUACCAGCAACGGCUGAGCUACCCUGACGGGGGCCCCCGGCACCCCGGCAUCGACCGCUCCAGCCUGCUGCUCUGCCACGGCGAACUCCGCAACAGCAAGGGGCAGAGGCUGCACGUGUUCCUGUUCCAGGAGGCGCUGGUGCUGACCCGGCCCGUCCUGCAGGGCCAGCACGUCGUCUUCCAGGUCCAGGGGCCCCCCCUGCCCGUCGGCCAGCUGGAGGUGCAGGACCUGCCUGACGGGGGGCCCCGGCUCGGGGGGGCCCUGCGUGAGCGCGCCAGGAGCUGCCUGCGGGUCAGCGCCGGGGCCCAGGCCCACACGCUGCAGGCGGCCGACGCCUUCGACAAGCAGCAGUGGUUGAGUCACCUGCGCCAGGCCCUGGCCGCCCGCCCCCCCCAGGAGCUCGAGUGCAGCCUGGGGCCCCUGGCUGCCCUGCGCCUGGACUGCGACCCCCCCAUGGACCACACCUGAGCUGGGGUUCGCCAUCACGUGGAGCUGAGAGCUGAGCGCCCGGACGCCUGGGUCCCUCCGUGACAGGCCCACGGAGCCGAAUUCAUCUUUCUCCAUCUCUCCCCGGACUCCUGGGUCCAUCCCCCCCCCCCUGUAUUUAUUGCGGCCGAGGGCUAUUAACCCCGCGCGGGCUGCUCUCGGGCCGUCUCCCCUCCCGCGGCGGUCCUGCCCCCCCCCCCCAGGUUGGAAGACGAAGCUGCCCCCUGGCCACCCUGGAUUGGGAGUGGGGGGCCCGGGGCUGCCCCUCUGCGGGGGGCCCUCGCGUGUCCCUGCUGCCCUGUACCCCCCCCCCGGCCUUUCUGUGACCAGCUGCCAAUAAACGUGUGAUGGUCACG
Messenger RNA from Malaclemys terrapin pileata, 2032 nucleotides. Its product is annotated as rho guanine nucleotide exchange factor 3-like. Gene Ontology annotation, biological process: positive regulation of Rho protein signal transduction; intracellular signal transduction. The record is from RefSeq and is a predicted model, not a curated record. The transcript is spliced from 12 exons. Gene Ontology annotation, molecular function: guanyl-nucleotide exchange factor activity. Bases 207 to 1658 code for a protein of 483 amino acids. NCBI's taxonomy places the organism in Eukaryota, Metazoa, Chordata, Testudines, Emydidae.